UUUUUACCAGGACGCCUCCAGCAGCUGUCCACUGGCACGCAGGAGGGAGCGUCACGGGGGCGAAACAGGCGUUCAGGAGUGAACCGAAGCGGCUCUCUGCAGUCUCAGCCAGGAAGGUUUUCUCUCACCGUCUUCAGUCUGUGCAGGACCUGCAGCCCCACCAUGGCGGAUCAGUACCAGUUCAACACCAACGAGGAAAAGAUUGUGAAGGACAGCCACACCAAAGAGAUUGAUCUAAUCAACAGAGAUCCCAAGCAGAUCAAUGAGGAUGUUGUGAAGGUGGACUUUGAGGAUGUCAUUGCAGAGCCUGACGGUACACACAGCCUGGAUGGGGUGUGGAAGCUCAGCUACACCACCUUCACUGUUUCCAAGUACUGGUGCUAUCGCAUCUUAUCUGCUGUCUUUGGCAUCCCUGUUGCUCUGCUCUGGGGCUUCCUGUUUGCGUGCAUCUCCUUCUGCCACAUCUGGGCUGUGGUUCCCUGCAUCAAGAGCUGUUUGAUUGAAUCACAGUGCAUCGGCCGUAUCUACUCUCUCUGCAUCCAGACCUUCUGUGAUCCCUUCUUCGAAGCCCUGGGAAAGAUCUUCAGCAGUGUGCGCGUUGCACUGCGGAAAGAAGUCUAAGAACUCACACAAAAGCGUUUAUAGUAGGAUUGGAUGAAGUGCGGUAUCUUUUUGUACACCAGGAGCUCACCGCUGGCAUCUUGCUUACUCCCUCAUCUUCUUCACCCUUUAUAACAUGCUGUUCUCCACCCACCCGUCCUCAAGCUCUGUCCUGGCAUGCCCACAGUGCCUUUUGCCACCAGAGGCUCUAUGACAGCUGCAGCAGUCAGCAUGGUUCUGUGACAGCUCUGGCGCCCCUUGAGGGCUCGGUGGUCCUCACUAAGGGAGAAGACGGCCGCCUGUCAUGACGAGGAGCGGCCUGCACUCAUUUAUUUGUAUCACAUAAACCAAAGACAAUAGCUACUCAAUCACAAGAAGUGAAAGGAACUCCCUGACACUGCUGCCCCUGUGGACAAUACCGUCUGAAUGCAUUACAGUAGAUCUAGACGUUCUUAAAAGUUCCAUUGAUGCUAUAUGGUGCUGUGUCUGGCAUUUACCUUUAUAUUGAUUUAAUUGGGUUAGACAUUCAUAUAGGUAACCUUAUUUAAAAAGCUCUAACAAAAAGAAAGGAAUUUCUCGUUUUCUCUGAAUCAUGUCUUUUUUAAUUUGUCACGACUAAUGACAGUUUGCAGAGGGAAGAAACAUGUUUAGAAUCAUCCACGCAGAUCAUUUACUUCCUUUUAUUGAAGAGGGAUCCGUUUAUGUCUUCACUAUUCUAAUACACUUGCAAUUGAUUAAACGGUCCCUACAAUUAAAUACAGUGUUUCUGUGCAUGAUUCAUAGUAUAAUGUGUGUUAUGUCAAUCAAUCAUGAGUAGCAUAACAAACAUUUUCAAGAGUCACCAAACAUCUUAACACUGUGUCCGUGACAUUGUGGUUUACUUGAGUUGACCUUGGAGUUGGGACCCACUAGAGGCUGCUGUUGUGUCUUUCAUUUGCUUCUAUUUCAUGUCUGAGAUCCAUUAUUCAUGAUUCAUUGUCACCACGUCCUUCUUUGUCCAUUGCUGCAAAGUGUUUCUGUCUGGCCAACUAAUUUGUCCUAGAAUACAAAAUAUAAAGCUGAAAUGCCUGUAAGCAGUUAUAAUACGGGUAGAUAAAAUCCAGCGUUCUGAUUGAUUGAGUGAGUCACGAGGGUUACAUUAUUGCCUAACAACGCUCCCGAACUGCUACAUUAUUGAACGAUAAAGUACAGCCUCUUGUACCUUAUUGCUUCAAUAAAGCAUUGAUCGGAUCAA
Molecule: messenger RNA, 1834 nt
Organism: Gasterosteus aculeatus aculeatus (three-spined stickleback)
Lineage: Eukaryota; Metazoa; Chordata; Actinopteri; Perciformes; Gasterosteidae
Gene: cav3
Product: caveolin 3
Biological process (GO): cell differentiation; regulation of cytosolic calcium ion concentration; caveola assembly
Cellular component (GO): sarcolemma; focal adhesion; caveola
Molecular function (GO): molecular adaptor activity; transmembrane transporter binding
Source: RefSeq, a predicted model, not a curated record